AUGUCCAAGGCACAUGACGACAGCCCGACCCUAUCGCUGCCGGACGGAUGGGAGCAGUUCACGUCCCCGGACGGCCACCCGUACUAUUACAAUUCGAGAACAAAGGAAAGCAGAUGGGAGCUCCCGCCCAAGGAGAAUGGGGAGGCGGCGGGUGGAGGCCCCAAAAGCCAUCGUCGGUCGGAUCGAGACAAGAGACGGAGACGAAAGAGUGCCUUGGACAAAGGCGAGCUCGCUGUUGAGCAUACAAUGAAUAAGAAAGAGAGGAUGAAAGAGAAGGAUCAGGAGGUUGACACAACGGCUGCAGGGGCACCAAGUACCGUGUUUCAGACGCUCCAGGCGUCGUUAGAGGAACGAUUGGGAGCGAUGCAUGCAGGACCGUGUCAUGCAACUCCUACCCGACAAGAGGGGGGCAUGGAUAUGGGAGGAGUAAAAGAGGUGGAAACGCCAUUGGUGGUGGUGGUGGAAAAGCAGCAUGAGGCUGAGACAGCAGAUAUGAGCGCAGCAGAGCGAUUGCGCUUUUUGAGGAAAAAGCGGCGGGAAAGUAUGAUGUGGAAGAGAAAAAGUCUUGCAAGUGAUGAUUUUAUGGCAGAGGUAGCUAGCAACAUGAAGAAAAAGGGGUAUGUUGGUGGCAAAAGUAAACACGAACAGGGCAUUGGUGAAAAGAGGGUGAGUUGGAAAGAGCAGGAAAAGGCUGAAGAGGAGCGCAAGCGACAGCAGAUGCAGAAAGAGAAGAAAGCAAAGGAACGUGAAGCAGAGAAAGAAAGGCGUCAAGAGCAGAUUGCUAAAGAAAAAGAAGAAAGACGAGAGGAGGCAUAUGCUGAGCAACUUGAUGUGGAACAGCUGUGCGACCAGGCACAGAAGCGAAAGGACAACAAUCCAAACGAACAUGACGUAGAGGAGGUAACAGAAAAAAAGGAUGACAAGCGUGGUGAGCGCACCGCCGAGCAUGAGUCUGACGUUUACGAGACGAGCACAAAUAGAAAGCAGAAGGUCCAGAGACACGCACCCGUUCUUGUCGAAAGUAGUGUAGAACAAUGUGAGAAGACUUCAGACACAUUUUCAACCGACGAGGACACACGACACGAUCUAAGCCAAGGGGAUGAAUGCAACGGCUCUGCCACUGGCGACUCGGCGGCGCAAGUGAAAAGUGUUGAAGACGAUCAUCCCCCAGCAGAUGGUAGGCCACGCUCUGAGAUUCAUACCGAUGCGAACCAAGAUGGGGGGCGGUGUGUGCGCAAAGAGCGACGAGCUCAGAAACAGCGUGAAAAGGAGCUGUUGGACGCAUCGAAGGUGAGCUCGGUGACAUCGGAAACGCCACGACGUCGGUCAACAUCUAGCCUAAAUGAACUGGAUGAAAAGUCUUCCGCUCGGAUACCUAGCAACGAAGCUGAAAGGGAAGCUAAGGCAACAGAAAAGCAGAUGCGUCGUGAAAAGCGACGAAUAGCAAGACUGCAAGCAGCGAUGGCAGCUCAAAGCUUGGGUGGAAACGGUGACCAUGUCAAGUCGCAGCGGACGAAGCAUUUGGAGGUGCACACGGAUAGCAGCAAUGACCUGAAGGCUGGAAUAGCCAAGACCGCGGUCGAUUCUACAAGUGGGCAGCCAGUGUCGGAGCAGCCACUGCCUGGGCAGCCGCUGUUGGGUGCUGGUAUGUACCCACCAUGUCCGUACAUGAUAAUGCCACCACUGCUACCACCUUACUCACCGUAUGGGUACUACUAUCCUUUCAUGCCGCCGUCCGUCCCAAUGACCAUGUAUUCUCCCGACAUGGUGCCGUCGGGAUAUCAUUCGAUGCCGUCGACACCCCCGCAUCCGACAGACGCGAUGGCGGUGCCUUCAUCAUUAGUUCCGUAUGCUUCAGAGUCAACACUGGCGAAUGCUUAUGGAUACGAUAUGACUUUUAGCGGUAUGCAGUCUGGUCCAGAACUGAGCAGAUGCGACUGUUGUAAAGGUAUUGGUGUUGGACUGGUGGAAAAAAAUGGUGUCUGUGCGCAUUGCAACCGGUUGCGCCUUGCAUUCAUCGUGGAUUCUGCUCAGAUGCGACUACGGUGCUCACUGUGUGGUGGAUGGGGUUUUCAGCUGCUCCAAGCAAACGGGAUGUGUGAACAUUGCACUCGACAAAAUGCGCAAAAGUCGCUACGACGGGUCUCCGCGACCACCCAUCAUCCAAGACGUGUUACACCCGUGGUUGUACCUCGACGGACUACGAAUGCAAAUAAGGCAAAGAUUGAUGACACUGGUUGGGAUGAGUCUUCGCUGGACGACUCCGACUGGGACGAUUGA
This is a messenger RNA of Peronospora matthiolae, 2280 nucleotides long. Lineage: Eukaryota; Oomycota; Peronosporomycetes; Peronosporales; Peronosporaceae. The record is from the annotation of a GenBank genome assembly.